Didymodactylos carnosus is the source of this 2256-nucleotide messenger RNA. The record is from the annotation of a GenBank genome assembly. NCBI's taxonomy places the organism in Eukaryota, Metazoa, Rotifera, Eurotatoria, Philodinida, Philodinidae.
AUGAAACCUGUGGAAUUUUCAGAUGAUGAUGGAAUAUAUUAUCCGUCUCCGACUUCAGUCUCUUUUCAAAAUAAAUCAUCUUUAGUGAAGUCAUCAAAUAGAUCAUCACAAAAUUCAUCAUCAUUAAUAUCAUCACUUAAAGAAUCUGCAAUAACAAAUAAAAAUGAAGAAGUUAAUAGCGGAAAACUAAAGACAAUAACAUCGGAAAAACGUUGGAAACCAUCUGCAUCUUCUUCAAUCAGUUUAUCGCAGAGAAGAAAAUUAUCCCAUCAAACACUACGAUCAUUUCUUAUUAGAAAUAGUCAAAUUGAAGAGCAACAACCCGGAUCUGUUAAUAUUAAUCGUAAAAUGACAGAUAAUGAACAAUUAAAUGAAGGUACGACAAAUUCAAAUUCAAAGCGCAGCAGUACUGAGUUAAAACGUGAAAAAAGUCGAUCAAUACAAUCGUUUCAUCAUAAUAAACGAAAUAGUUCAGACGAUGACGAAGAACCUGUAUCAGUCGAUGUUGAUGACGGAGACACAAUAUCAACACAAGCAGCGCCUGCUGCCACAAGGCUAAAAAAAACACAUUCUAAGUAUUUGAGUCGAUUAAACAGAAAAUCACAGCUAUCAAAAUCAUCAUCAGUGUCUAUUAAAAGUUAUGGUAAUAAUAAUAUGCCUUCUGAUUUAAAUUAUACAAUCUCGACAGGUAGAUCUCUUAUUGGACGCACCGUCAUUCAAGGUGUUUUGGUUCGUUUUUUUCGAAAUGGCGAUAGUCAUCAUCGCGGUGUUAAAAUUGCUGUGAAUGAUUUUGAGUUGAAAUCGUGGGAAGCAUUUUUAAAUUAUUUAAAUACUCAACCAAAUUUGAUAUCAACAUCAGGUGGCAUACGACAUAUUUAUGAUAUGAGUGGACAUGAAAUGCAUCAAAUAAAUGAGUUCGUAAAUCGUCAUUCAUACGUUGUUGCCACCAGUCACUUUAUAAAAACCUAUUAUCACCAUGCAUUAGACGAGUUCGCCGAUGAUUAUGAUUUCGAUACUACUACUUGGUCACUUGUUCGAAAUUCACAAAAUACUUUAUAUUCUUAUCGUCCAUCUUAUCGAGAUCAAAUUAUUUUGAUUCCCUAUUCUCGAUUGGAUAUGAGAGAAAUUGUAUUGUUAAAUCGAAAUAUUAAGAAAACAUUUGAAGAAUGGUUAAAUGAUAAUGUAACAGAAGUUUUAAGUCCAUAUACAAACGGAAUGGAUAUUACACAUUUGUUUUCAUUUUCAAAAUUUUCGUGUUCAGAGAUAACAAGUUUUUCAAAAUUGUUCAAUGCGUUGAAACAAACGGAUACAUUUAUUGGAUGUACAGAAGAUGAAACUGUUAAUGCUCGGGAACAUCUUGGAAUCGCAAGAAAUUUAGAUAUUUUUAAUGAAUAUGAAACGCCGCGUAAUCUAAAUGGAUACGGUGGAAAACAUUAUUCAAUUGGAGCAACAACGGAAAAAGGCAAUGUAACAGUUCAUCGUCAUCAGAGUAUUGUAGCAUCAGCUGAAAUUGGCACACAACGUAAUAACUACAAAGCAAAAAUUCACAUAUGGGAUCAUGGAUCACUUCGCACACUAAGCGAACUACGAAAAGAUCAAUUUAGUUCAACUUUGUAUUUUUUAUCAUUUUCUCCAAAACUAAAUGAUAAUAUUAUAUUAACUAUUGCAAGAGAAAAACAACAAGUUGUGUUAAUACUCGAUUGGAAACGUAAUGAAGUAUUAUAUAGUGUAAUAUGCAAUUCAGAGAAAUUAUUAUGGACAGGUUUUGCCUUUGACACAUCUAAUUGGUUAGCGUGUAUAAGUCGACAACAUUUAAUGUUUUAUCACAUCAGUUGGAAUACAAAACCUUUAAAAGUGAAAGCCAACAAGGAAGCUGACGUUCAGAAUGUAUAUACUGGUGCUGCUACAGAUGGUCUUUCUGACAGAUUACUGGUUGGAGAUAAAGUAGGAGGUGUCCAUAUUUGGGAAUUAAUAGAUGGCACACCAAAACUGAAACGUGUUCGAGAAUCUAUGACGGAUGUUCAUGGUGAAAUGGUGGCUGUUGGUUUACAAAACGGCAAUGUAUACGUGUAUGAUGUUGAAGGUAAUGGUGAAUUUAACUUGCGCGAUAAUGGUACACUCAAAAAAAAUCCUCAAACGCUGCAGUUUGGUUUGGGUCCAAUUCAAAAUAUUGUACCUUUAUCACCGAAUCGAUUUUUACUUUCUGUUACUGAUAGUCCAGUUAUUGUCGAAAUUAAAAUCAAAACCAACGGUUGA